This is a messenger RNA of Miniopterus natalensis, 3022 nucleotides long. It is a transcript of the gene CANT1, whose product is annotated as calcium activated nucleotidase 1. Gene Ontology annotation, biological process: proteoglycan biosynthetic process. NCBI's taxonomy places the organism in Eukaryota, Metazoa, Chordata, Mammalia, Chiroptera, Miniopteridae. Gene Ontology annotation, molecular function: calcium ion binding; GDP phosphatase activity; UDP phosphatase activity. The record is from RefSeq and is a predicted model, not a curated record.
CGGCUGCCAGCGCUCCAGCCCCCAGCAUGGAAUGAAUCUAUGCACUUCUUCUGGAUAAGUGUGGGGGGCCUUCCCGCCCUGGCGUCCAUGAGCAAGGCCACGGAUCCCCGCUUCCGCGCCCGCUGGAAGGUGAUCCUGCCGUCCGUUGUGGGCGCUGCCGUCCUCUGGCUGCUGUGCUCACACCGCCUGUCCCCAGUCAGGCCCCCUGUGCCCAGUGCCCACAACCAGAAAUUCGGCCAGGAGGCCAUUGACUGGUACAAUGACACCUAUCCCCUGUCGGCGCCCCAGAGGACGCCAGGCGGGACCCGGUACCGAAUUGCUCUCAUUGCCGACCUGGACACUGACUCAAAGGCCCAAGAGGAAAACACCUGGUUCAGUUACCUAAAGAAGGGCUAUCUGACCCUGUCCAACAGCGGGGACAAAGUGACCGUGGAGUGGGACAAAGGCCACAGGGUCCUGGAGUCCCACCUGGCAGAAAAGGGGAGGGGCAUGGAACUGUCUGACCUGAUCGUCUUCAAUGGGAAGCUGUACUCCGUGGAUGACCGGACCGGGGUUGUGUACCAGAUCGAGGGCACCAAGGCCGUGCCCUGGGUCAUCCUGUCUGACGGCGAUGGAACUGUGGGGAAAGGCUUCAAAGCUGAGUGGCUGGCAGUGAAGGACGAGCGUCUGUACGUGGGCGGCCUGGGCAAGGAGUGGACCACCACCACGGGGGAGGUGGUCAAUGAGAACCCUGAGUGGGUGAAAGUGGUAGGCUUCCGGGGCAGCGUGGACCACGAGAACUGGGUGGCCAGCUACAACGCCCUGCGAACUGCUGCAGGGAUUCACCCACCAGGCUAUCUCAUCCAUGAGUCCGCCUGCUGGAGCGACACCCUGCAGCGCUGGUUCUUCCUGCCGCGCCGGGCCAGCCACGAGCGCUACAGCGAGAAGGACGACGAACGCCGGGGCACCAACCUGCUCCUGAGCGCUGCCCCGGGCUUCAGGGACAUCUCCGUCCGCCGCAUCGGGGAGGUGGUCCCCACGCACGGCUUCUCCUCCUUCAAGUUUGUCCCCAACACUGACGACCAGAUCAUCGUGGCCCUCAAGUCUGAGGAGGACGGCGGCAAGAUCGCCACCUACAUCAUGGCCUUCACGCUCGACGGACACUUCCUUCUGCCGGAGACUAAGGUUGGAAGUGUGAAGUACGAAGGAAUAGAAUUUAUUUAAAUUUUAAAAACCAAGACGUCGGACAAGGCUGAGGAGUGGACGGUUUUAAGCUAUGUAGGGACUCAAAUCUAUAAAAGCAGAGGGCUUUCCUUUCCUGGUAUUUGUUUUGCUGUUUUUCUUUGCGGGACUCCGAGGUGGGUGGGUAUAGAGGCCUCCAGAGUAGGGAGUUAGGGGCGCGGCGUGUGGAGCAGCCCAGACCUGUCUUCUCGGAGCUGGGAAGGGCCAGUCCCCAGGCCAGUCCCCAGGCCAGUCUUAGGGCUGCUGGUCCUGCGCGCUGACACCUGGCGGCGGAAGCUGAGCACUGCAGGCACCACAGCAAGGGCCCCGCGUCUGCCCGGCCCGGCGCCCCCUCUGCCUCCCUUUCUCUUCUUUCCAUUGUUCUUUUGUUCAAUAAACGUUUCUUCAGCUCCUGCCCUGUGUCCAGCACUGAGCCCCUGGGGACACAGCAGUGACCCUGAAGUGCGCCUUCCCAUCAGGAACUCCAGGUCCCGCCUUUUCCUCCUGCCCUCCUGCUUGGGAAGGACCGUGGACUCCCUCCUCGGGACUCUCUGGGACGUUUCUGGGCUGUAUGAGCGAGGGCCGGCCCCUGGGAGCACGGGAUGCUACAGGAAAGGUCGCUAGCCCACCGUCUGUCCCCAAGCCUCACAUCAGACAACUUCGAUUUCACACCCCGGUUUCAUUUCCUCCCUUCAGGAAAAGUCUGUGGCUCCGUAGCUAUUUGAAGUUUUAAUUAUUAACUUACUCUAAUUAAAGCAGUUCCCUUUCUUAUAAAAGGGAACCGCCAAGUCUCAUCACACAGAGCCAAGUCCCGGGCUAACAGACUGUUCCCCCAGUGGAGGGAAUUGUGACCAAGAGCUACAGUGGGUGAGGCAGGUUUUACCCACCUGUGAGCCCUUGGCCAAAGGAUGCAAAAUACGGAACAGCAUCUUCUCCAGCACCAGAAACUGCCCUGCCUGCAAGGACUCCCACGAGUAGCUCGGAUAGCAUUGCUGAGUCCAGUGAGACCCCGGGUCCUGGCAAGCCUCGGCCCGGCGCCGUGGAUGGGCCUGCCGGCCCUGCCCGCACUCUGCGUCCCGCCCUUCGUCCCCCCUCUUCCCGUGGGAGUUCCGCAGCCUCUUCAGGGAAUCCUCCCACAAACUCUGGCUUGUCUGGGCCCUGUGGUCUGUUCGCAAUGCCCCGGGGGAAAGGCAGAGGGUUUGGGACAGAGGUCAGCCAGGACCCAAGCCGAGGGGGCCCCUGGCCCAGAAGCUGCCUCACCCCCAGGAGAACGCAGGGCGCCUGGAUGGUAGGAAGGGCCGCCUCCCACUCUGGCUGCUGCUCUGUGGACCUGUCCCGAGACUUCUCAAGUUUGAAACUGCAACACAGCCACCAGGAGAGAGCCCAGUGAGGGUCCCUCUUCCUUGAGCUGCUGGUCAUUUGUUUUUUCUAUUGAGCCACAAAAGUGAGAGAACAGAAAACCGGCUGUUGACAGUGACACGAUUAUCUCAGCACAGCUCCCACUGGACCUGCCUUUUCUGACGGUGCCUGGAGGGCUCCCUGACCCACCUCCUUGACAAACGGCAGUGAUGUCAGUGCUGCGAGAUUUAAAAAUGCAGAGAUGGAAUUAGGAAGGUGGGGAGACUCGGGACAGUCGCCACGUUGAGACCUUUCUGAGGCUUUUGUGUUGAGGCCUUGGCAGGGCCAGGGUGCCCAGAGCAGCCUGCUCGCCCCACUGUGACUUUGAAACGUUUUAAAUAAAUAUUUGCCGCUGUGAUUGUAACAAUCGUGCUCCUUGCUGGAGCCAUUGUUCUGUGAACAAUAAAGUGUAGAGGGGCUGGGA